Messenger RNA from Liolophura sinensis, 5179 nucleotides. Its product is annotated as kelch-like protein 2. The transcript has 12 exons. NCBI's taxonomy places the organism in Eukaryota, Metazoa, Mollusca, Polyplacophora, Chitonida, Chitonidae. Bases 131 to 1885 code for a protein of 584 amino acids. The record is from RefSeq and is a predicted model, not a curated record. Gene Ontology annotation, molecular function: protein binding.
GUUAGAUCGGAAGUUAGCUUUGGGUUGUUUUGGGGGCGACAAGAAAAUGAAAAUGAUUGUAAAACACAUCCAUGUAAAACUUGAAUUGAGGAGUCGCUAGUCCUGCAGUGGAUAGCAGCAUUAAAGGCUGAUGGUCCUACAAUCCAUUGCCAUGGAAGCAAGGCCUAAAAUGUUGGGAGGCCGAGAGCGUCCAGCUUACAAACAUCCACAGCACAGCUGUAAGGCUUUUGAAACGCUGAAUAUGAUGAGGAAGCACAACCUGCUGUGUGACGUGACCCUUGUGGUGGACGAUACCGAGAUCCCCGCCCACAGGGCUGUGCUCUCUGCCUGUAGUCAGUAUUUCUACGCCAUGUUCACUGGGGAGAUGACGGAGGCUAAAGCUGACCGAAUCACCCUCCAGGAGAUAGAGUCUAAUGCUCUAGUACAGCUGAUAGACUUCGUUUACACAUCAGAAAUACGUGUCACAGAGGAUAAUGUACAGAUGCUACUCCCAGCGGCCAACUUGUUACAGCUUACAGAAGUGCGUGAUGCCUGCUGUGAUUUCCUACAGUCUCAGCUGCACCCGUCUAAUUGCCUUGGUAUCCGGGCCUUUGCUGACCUUCAUGCCUGUACAGAGCUGCUCUCUUACUCCCAGACCUAUACAGAACAACAUUUCAGUGAGGUGGUACAUUAUGAUGAGUUUCUCUCCUUGCCUGCCCUUCAUGUGUGUAAACUCAUCUCCAGUGAUAGGUUGACCGUAACCUCAGAGGAGCAGGUGUUUGAGGCUGUGAUUACCUGGUUACAACACGACCUGCCCAAUAGGGGGGAGAAUGUUGCCCAGCUGGUGGAGCAUGUGCGCUUACCUCUGAUGCCGCAGGAGUAUUUAGUACAGAGAGUAGAGGCAGAGCCCCUGAUCAAAGAAAACAGUAACUGUAAGGACUACCUGAUAGAGGCCAUGAAGUACCACCUGCUCAAACCUGAACAGAAGAUGGUGUACAAGACGCCUAGGACAAACCCGAGGACACCAAUAGGCCUUCCAAAGGUGAUGCUGGUGAUAGGAGGUCAGGCUCCGAAGGCUAUACGUAGUGUUGAGUGCUACGACUUCAAGGAGGAGAAGUGGUAUCAGCUGGCAGAAAUGCCAUCACGAAGGUGUCGCUGUGGUGUAGCCAUGGUGAACAGUAUGGUGUAUGCUGUGGGAGGCUUUAAUGGCUCAUUGAGGGUGAGGACAGUGGACAUGUACGACCCUCUCAAGGACAGCUGGACAAACUGCCCCAGCAUGGAAGCUAGGCGCAGCACUCUGGGUGUGGCUGUGCUAAAUGGGCUGAUCUAUGCCGUGGGAGGAUUUGAUGGAUCAUCAGGUCUGGACAGUGCAGAAUAUUUCGACAUCAAGAAUGGAGAAUGGCGGAUGAUAGCGUCCAUGAGCACUCGUCGUAGCAGUGUUGGUGUUGGAGUGGUGGGAGGUCUGCUGUAUGCAGUCGGGGGGUAUGAUGGUGCCUCACGUCAGUGCCUCAGCUCUGUGGAGUGUUAUAACCCUGUGACUGACAUGUGGACACCUGUGGCAGAGAUGACAUGCCGGAGGAGUGGUGCAGGUGUUGGGGUGAUUGACGGGUUGCUGUACGCAGUGGGAGGGCAUGAUGGACCCUUGGUGAGGAAGAGUGUGGAGCUUUAUAACCCAGAAACAAACUGUUGGUCACAGGUGGCAGAGAUGCACCUGUGUAGACGGAAUGCAGGUGUCCUCUCUAAUGGUGGCCUGUUGUAUGUGGUAGGCGGAGAUGAUGGCUCUUCAAACCUGGGUUCAUUCGAGUGCUAUGACCCCAAAAGUAAUGUAUGGAACAUGUUACCUUCGAGCAUGAUGACGGGGCGAAGCUAUGCUGGCGUAGCUGUGAUUGACAAGCCCAUGCUCUGACAGUGACAGUGAUAAUUUAUUGGGCAAAUGCCUAAAACUGUACUAUUUAUUCAGAUUGUCAGUGUGUGAACCUGUGCAGCACGAGGGUGAUAUAAAUGUGUUAAAUGUGUAAAAUAUGUGACUUUGGUGAUAGUGCUUUGUUUACAACUGCUUUUGUGAUCUUAAGAACGUGCUUAGAGCUCAAUUCGAUUAGGAAUUGGUGGUAUUCAUCCGCAUCAUUCAGAUAAUGUAGAAGAGGUCAACAGAUGAAGCAUCAGUAUUUGUGGCAUGCACACAGUCAUUUUGUUUAUUUUUUUGCUUGUUUCGGAAAUGGCAUUUAAUAGAAUAUUGUACCAGUUAACACCCGACGUAUUCGUUCUUGGCUCUCAUUAGGUGAUCAGCUAUUAAGAACAUUGUUAUUACCUGUAGCAAGCUUUGAAGUGAUGAACAGAAAUCAGCAAACCUGGUUCACAUUUGUCAAAUUCAGUGCUAUAGUCUUUGGUCAUUUUAGCAAACAUCCAGACCUUAUGCAGAAAAGCAUGUACAUAUAAAGGCUGUUAAGUGCUCAAUAUGGGAAAGUUGAUGUCUUACAGCUAAAAGGUAGGUAUAUAAAAAGAUAAAAAUACUAAUUGAAAAGGUUGUACAUCUCAGAGAGGAUUAUUGAAGUUCUGAGGAAUAACUAAAAACUAGAGCAUUUCACCUGUAGAGGUAACAGGUGAAAGCAGGAUAUUCUCUCAUAUGUUGGAUCAGGUGAAGUUUUUGUCUGACCUGUUUCAAGGUAAGUACUUGUACUGCACACAUCGUUUCAUACUGCGUAUGGGAUGGAGAUGGUUUUAAUCUUUAUACAAUUUUAAUCCAUUUUAAUUGAGAUGGAUAGUAUUACUUUCAUCGGAUUAACCUUGUCAUACCUUGUAGGUUAAGUGAUAAUUGCUUUGAUAUUGAUGAUGUGAUUAAGCCCAUUAGCAAAGCAGUCAGUGAUAGGUCACUAAUAUUGUAUACAUGUACAUACCAAAAAUUGACAAUUCCAAUCCCUGAGAUACUCAGCGCAAAUUCAUAUAACACAUUAGUGUUACAAAAACGUUUCUUUUUAGCUAAAUGAUUGUUAUUUCAUUUUUUUAUGAAAAUCUUGAGACACAAGUAUUAUUUUGACUGAAGCAAAUCAGUUCAUGUCUGAACAUUUCAUUUUUCACUGAAAUAAUAUUGUGUUGAAUGAGUGAAGUGCUGUUUACACAUUGGUCUAAGAUUUGAAUGAACUAACCUGGUAGCAGUGUUAAAAUGCUGAAUGUAUAAAUGGCUGGUAAACAUUGUAAUGUUAAUUAAGUGUAUGAAUGUAAAAUUUCAUUUAAAACUCGGAGAGUGCAAACCUCGAAACCCAUCUGAGUGUUUAAAUGCCACUACCCUAAUUUCUCUAAAAUUUGGGACAGAUAUUAGUAGUGUUGAAAGUAGAAUAUUACAUUUCUUUACCAGUCGUUUGGAAAAGUAAAGAUAUGAGUAUGUUGUUCAUUAGAUGGUCUAACCAAAUGAGAAAAAAGAAACUCAAUAUUCCUGCCAGAAUUAUAUAUAUUGGCUAAAGUCAGCAGACCAGGUGUUGCAAAUUUUAGAAGAAAUAGGGUGUAUAGACAAAGGGAGAGAACUCUUCAUUUCUGUAAUGUUUGCCAACGAAUAAUGCGUUACACAUUGGUGGAGAUCUGCGACACCAUCAAAAUGUUUGGGAUAUCCUUAGUGUAAUAGCAUCAUGCAGAAGAUUUUAUGCAAGUCCCUGCAUUACUUGUAUCUUAAAGUUGCUGAUGGACAGAAUAACAGACAUAUGUGGAAAUAAAUGUUGAUAAAACAUAACCUACUUGUAUUAGGGAGUUAGUGCUUGUAGGAUUUUGGCUGGUUACAGUUUAACUUGUGUGUCGUGUCUUAAAACGCCUUUCAUGUAAAGAAAUAAGAUAAACAUUGUAGCUUGGUACAUGUGUACGUGUGCCAUAUAGCACAUUGAGAAUGAGCAGUGAAUGGUUAUGGCUUUAGAUCACCUGUCAGCAUUUUAUCCAUGUUGUGGUGAUAAUGAAAAGAGAAAGCUUCGUGCAGUAAAUGGGUGGGAAGUAUUCUGUAAGGUUCAUUGUCUUUUCUCCUGGCAAAACAACUUUUUAGUCUACAUGAUUGUAUUUUACCCCUUUCUCUGAUAGGGCGUUGAAUAUUUUGAUCAAAUUUUAUUGUACAGUGUAUGGGGAAUAAUGUGUCUUUAAAUUGCAGAUGUGUGUGUCCAGUUGCACAUGGUGGUAUAAAUUUUAUAAUGUAGAAAUUAGGCAUGCUAUGGAGUGUCUUUAUGGUUGAAACCUGACAGUGUCUAUGAUGUAUUGAUAAUCAAUCACAUGAUCAUGACACACAAACUAGUAAUUUGCUGAUUCGGCAAGAAUGUGAAACUUCACGUUAUUUACGAAGAGAUGAAUUUUCAGAAUGUCUCAUGCAAUGUGUUUAUUACAUCUCCAGCAUUUCUCUGUCACGUCAGGUGUAGUGUAUUUGCUGUCAACUGUGACCAGUUAAUUACCUGCUGUGGGGUGAUUGUAACUGUUUCUGGUGAUUUAAAAUUCUUGUUCCUCCACGGUGUUAAGUUGUGCACAUGUGCGAGGCUUGUAGCCUCAGAAUUCAAUGUUAGUCUCACCUGUGUGUGUGACAGCUUCAAGUGUUUUGAUGUAUUAAGCAGUGCAAGUGUUUGCCCUGUUGACUGGUCAUUUUGUCAUGAGUGAAUACAGUCUUCAGAAUUCCUGCAUUCUCUCUGUUUUGUACUUACAAAGUGCACAGAUGGUCAUUUUGAGAUUUUAUUUUGCUCAUGGAGUAAUGUUGUAUGCGGGACCAUUCUCAUACACUAGCAGUUGUGUGGCCACUGAGAGUGUAGUAGGUAUAGAAGAAGCAUAUGCAUAAAUCAAAACCUAAACCAUAAUGUACAAAGUAUGGGAAGACUGGGGUAUUUCUGGACCUUUCUGUGUGUGUAUUUUAAUAAGGACCCAGCCAGGCAGUGAGGGUAUAGGUUAUAUAUAGUACUUGUAUAUAUAGGGUAAGGGAGGUAGGUUGAUGGCCAUGAUGAUGUCUAAUAUAAAAUGUCUUUAGUGGCUUAGUGAUAGGUAAAAGAAGCCCAUGUGUUAUAGUUUGAACCUGUGUUACUGCUUAUAGUUGAUCACCUCAGACUUGUAUCUUUGUUUUUAUCAGUGUAUUUGAGCUGUGUUACUGAUACAUUCAACAAAUAUUUAUUAACUUAUGUGUUUCCUUAUUGAAAUAAAUGACUUGAGUGCCAAGCACUGGGCGUGAGAAAAAUGUCUAAUCAAAUUUUAA